AUGGCAUCGCUGGCAGCACGCAGCCCUGCCGCUGCCGCUGCAGGCCCCGGCGGGAGCAAUAGUGUCAUUACCAGUGGUGCCCCGCCCCCUCCAUCCUCUUCUUAUUCUCACUCUGCUGCUACGUCAACCUCCAAAAUUUCUUCCCGUCGAACAGCUCAGAUUGCUCGACACUUUUCCUCCUCAUCCUCACCAACAGGUCCCGUUUCAAAGCAGAAGCCCGACAUGGCCUCCAACUACACCGUCCGCAAGGUUGCGGCUCCCAACACCCUCGAGCACCGAGUCUACAUCGAGAAGGACGGCCAGCCCGUUUCUCCUUUCCAUGAUAUUCCUCUCUACGCCAACCAGGAGCAGACCAUCCUGAACAUGGUUGUCGAGAUUCCUCGAUGGACCAAUGCCAAGCUCGAGAUCUCCAAGGAGGAGCUCCUCAACCCUAUCAAGCAGGAUAUCAAGAAGGGCAAGCUUCGAUACGUCCGAAACUGCUUCCCCCACAAGGGUUACCUCUGGAACUACGGUGCCUUCCCCCAAACUUGGGAGGACCCCAACUCCGUUCACCCUGAGACCAAGGCUAAGGGCGACAACGACCCUCUCGAUGUCUGCGAGAUCGGUGAGCUCGUUGGUUAUACUGGCCAGGUCAAGCAGGUCAAGGUCCUCGGCGUCAUGGCUCUCCUCGACGAGGAGGAGACUGACUGGAAGGUCAUCGUCAUUGAUAUCAACGACCCUCUCGCCUCUAAGCUGAACGACGUUGAGGAUGUCGAGCGACACCUUCCCGGUCUCCUCCGUGCCACCAACGAGUGGUUCCGUAUCUACAAGAUUCCCGAUGGCAAGCCCGAGAACCAGUUUGCCUUCACUGGCGAGUGCAAGAACAAGAGCUACGCCCUUGACGUCGUCCGCGAGUGUGCUGAGGCCUGGGAGCGUCUCAUCACUGGCAAGACCCCUGCUGGCGGUGUCUCCACCACCAACGUCACUGUCCAGAACUCUCCUUCUCGUGUCUCUCCUGACCAGCUUCCCCCUCUGCCCCCCAACGAGGAUGUCCCCGCCGAGAAGAUCGAUGCUUCCAUUGACAAGUGGUUCUUCAUCAGCGGUGCCUCUGCUUAA
Fusarium musae is the source of this 1095-nucleotide messenger RNA. It is a transcript of the gene IPP1, whose product is annotated as Inorganic pyrophosphatase. NCBI's taxonomy places the organism in Eukaryota, Fungi, Ascomycota, Sordariomycetes, Hypocreales, Nectriaceae. The transcript is spliced from 5 exons. Gene Ontology annotation, biological process: phosphate-containing compound metabolic process. Gene Ontology annotation, molecular function: inorganic diphosphate phosphatase activity; magnesium ion binding. The coding region runs from base 1 to 1095 and encodes 364 amino acids. The record is from RefSeq and is a predicted model, not a curated record. Gene Ontology annotation, cellular component: nucleus; cytoplasm.